Chenopodium quinoa (quinoa) is the source of this 996-nucleotide messenger RNA. RefSeq lists its product as uncharacterized. Gene Ontology annotation, molecular function: nucleic acid binding. NCBI's taxonomy places the organism in Eukaryota, Viridiplantae, Streptophyta, Magnoliopsida, Caryophyllales, Amaranthaceae. The transcript has a single exon. Bases 1 to 996 code for a protein of 331 amino acids. The record is from RefSeq and is a predicted model, not a curated record.
AUGGCACAGGGGAAUUUGAUUGAUGUCAGGACCAAGAAGUAUGGCAGAGUAGGUAGAAAGCCAAAGGAAUUUUCUGAUGAAUUCCUACAAUCAGUCCCUUUGCAUUUAAGGCAGACAGAAAGGAGUUAUGCAGCAACAUUAAAUAUCUCUCAUGUGACUCUUCACAAUUUGAAGAAAAAGGGAAGGUUAAGAACACACACAAGUAGCAACAAGCCAGCAUUGACAUCAGACCACAAGGUAGCAAGACUGAAAUGGAUUUUGUCACACAUAAAUCCAGUAACAAGUAAUGAGGAACCCACAUUUGUUGAUAUGAACCAUGUCAUACACAUGGAUGAGAAAUGGUUCUAUCUGAACCCUGACAAGAGGAGGUUUUAUCUCCUACCUAGUGAGGAAGAUCCAUACAGGGCAAUACAGUCCAAAAGAUUCAAGCUCAAGGCAAUGUUUAUGGGCUUAAUUGGGAAGCCAUUGUAUGACACAAAUGGGGAACUAAUCCAUGAUGGGAAGUAUGGCAUGUUCCCAUUCACUGUCAAACAACUAGCAAAGAAAUCCAGUAAAAACAGAGUAGCAGGAACUUGGGAAACAAAGGCAAUCCAGAAUGUAAACAGAGAAGUAAUUAGAGAUAUGUUGCUGACAAAUGUCAUACCAGCAAUUAUCUCAAAGUGGCCUGAGAGUCUAGCAAAAAAUGUUGUGAUCCAAUGGGACAAUGCAAGGCCUCACCAAGUUCCUAAGGAUGCAGAGUUUAUGGCAGCAACAACAGCACAUGGAUUCAACAUUCAAUUUGUUUUUCAGCCAGCACAGUCCCUAGAUUUGAAUGUGCUUGAUUUAGGGUUAUUUAGGUCUAUUCAAUCUUUGCAAUAUCAGUCUUUUCCUAGCAACCUAGAUGAGCUAGUUACAAAAGUGAAGGACUCCUAUGAGACAUUCAAUCAUCAAGUGAACAAGUACAUUUGGCUGAGUUUACAAAAGUGCAGAGAUCCUCAAGGCAGAAGGUGGGAAUAA